GCUGAGGGCAGCACCUGGCAUGGAGCCCGAUCCCAUCACCCUGAGAUCCUGACCCGAGCUGAAAUCAAGUCAGACGCUUAACUGACUUAAAGUUGUAAGUUAACUCAGUUGUUACAGUUGUAAGUCAGUUGUAACUGAGUUACAAUGUAUACGGUCACAGGCAGAGAGGAGGGCUCAGAAGCAUGGGCCACUGAAAUGACUUAGUGAAGUCACUUAGGGUUGGAACCCGGAAAAUCCCACUUGUGUUUAAAACCCAGGGUUUUCUCCGUAAAUUACACAUCAGGAGCUGCCCUUUGGGUGUUUAUAAGCGGCAGGUGGGAGGUGUAUGAAGAGACAGAGCAUUGCGGAGGAAGAAGGAAUGAAGACAAACGCCGAGGCAAGGAGUGCCCAGAACAUGCGCUACAGUUACAGUGACUGUUUUUGUACCAUGAAAUUCAGACUACAAUCCUUUCAUGGAUUAAUAGGUAUCUCUCUUUAUCCCUCUGUAGGGAAUUCAGGCCCCAGGAGGGUGUUCCUUCUUGAAUGGAUAGCCUCACACCUCCGAACAAUGUGACUGAUUUUUUUCUCUUGGGACUCACGCAGAAUCCACGCUUGCAGAAAAUACUCUUCGUGGUCUUUUUGUUCAUUUUUCUAUUUACUGUGCUUGCCAAUCUGCUCGUUGUCAUCACCAUCUCCCUCAGCCCCACACUUUCCGCUCCCAUGUAUUUCUUUCUUACUUACUUGUCUUUUAUAGAUGCCUCCUACACCUCUGUGACCACCCCCAAAAUGAUCAUCGACCUGCUGUAUCAGAGGAGAACCAUCUCCUUGGGUGGCUGCCUGACUCAGCUCUUUGUGGAGCACUUCCUGGGAGGAUCAGAGAUCAUCCUCCUCAUUGUCAUGGCCUAUGAUCGCUAUGUGGCCAUCUGCAAGCCCCUGCACUACACAACCAUCAUGCGACAGGGGCUCUGCCGCCUCCUGCUGGCGAUGGCCUGGCUAGGGGGGAUCCUGCAUGCCGCUGUGCAGACGCUUUUCAUGGUCAGCUUGCCCUUCUGUGGUCCCAACGUCAUUGACCACUUCAUGUGCGAUCUCUUCCCUCUGCUGAAACUUGCCUGCAGCGACACCUACAGGUUGGGAAUGGUGGUGGCGGCCAACAGUGGGGCCAUGUGCUUGCUCAUUUUUUCCAUGCUACUCAUCUCGUACAUAGCCAUUCUGAGGUCCCUGAAUUCCCACGGCUCCGAAGGACGACACAAAGCCCUCUCAACAUGUGGCUCCCACUUUGCCGUAGUUGUACUUUUUUUUGUGCCUUGCAUAUUCACUUACAUGCGUCCUGUGGUCACCUACCCUGUGGAUAAGCUGGUGACUGCGUUCUUUGCAAUCCUCACUCCCAUGUUAAAUCCUAUCAUUUAUACAGUGAGAAACACAGAGGUGAAAAAUGCCAUGAGGAGUCUGUGGAAGAAGAGAGUUAGUUAG
This is a messenger RNA of Neofelis nebulosa (Clouded leopard), 1449 nucleotides long. Its product is annotated as olfactory receptor 4C3D-like. Lineage: Eukaryota; Metazoa; Chordata; Mammalia; Carnivora; Felidae. Gene Ontology annotation, biological process: G protein-coupled receptor signaling pathway. The record is from RefSeq and is a predicted model, not a curated record. Gene Ontology annotation, cellular component: membrane. Gene Ontology annotation, molecular function: G protein-coupled receptor activity; olfactory receptor activity. The transcript has a single exon. Bases 523 to 1449 code for a protein of 308 amino acids.